Molecule: messenger RNA, 1080 nt
Organism: Rotaria sp. Silwood1
Lineage: Eukaryota; Metazoa; Rotifera; Eurotatoria; Philodinida; Philodinidae
Source: the annotation of a GenBank genome assembly
AUGGCUUGCGCACUACCAACAGAAUCAAAAAAAGUUUUAAAACAUGUUGAUUGGAUGUGGCAGUCGAAUCCAAAUCCGUGGUCAAAACAGGAGCCUGCUGUAUGGAGUAAUUAUUCAGAUGUGGAAAAUCUAAUUAUUGAAGAUGCAUAUUUAGAUAAAAAACCACGAGCCAUUUUAGAUAAUUAUUACAUUGAUUUUCAAAAGAAUCGUCAAGUAUCCAACACUGAUGGUCAUAAGAAAAGACCUGUUCAACGAGUUGAACGUAAAAGAGAAGACAAACAUUUAAGAAUAGCACGUUUUGUGGAUCUUCCUACUAUUUCAACACGUCCAUUCGGUGGUCGAUAUGGUUGGAUAUCACCAUUUAUAAUUGAAGUCCGAAGAGGUUUGGGCCUUAAACAUGAUGAAUUACCUUCGAAAAUGUCAAAUAUGAUUCCAAUGCUUGUUGAAGAAGCUGCUCGUGGUAUAAUUGAAGAAGGAAAAAAUCUUAAAAAAGAACGAGAAGCAGAAAAAAUUGCUAAUACGCUCAGAGAAAAAAAGAACGAAGACAUGAAAGAAGUAUGGAAAUGUUGUGCUUAUCUUUAUACGUUGGAAAGUUUUCUGUACAAAAAAUUGAAUGAAGUUAUGAAAUUAGUAGGAGACAAAGAUCACGAAGAUGUAUGGAGAAGUAAAAUUCGUACAUUAGGUCCUUUUUGUUUAUUACUUUGGGAUGAUCCAAUUAAUAUAGAAAGAAAAUUUGAUACGAUCAUUUACCGAGGAGCUGCAUUGAAACCUGACCAAAUUGCUACCUAUGAAAAAAUGGCCAAGGAUGAUGACAAUUGGGGAUCAUUUCAAGCUUUUUUAUCGUGUAGUCGAAAUCUCCAAAAAGCAGAAGAAUUCGGUAAUACUUUAUUUACUAUGAAAGUAAUUGGUGCUUUUACUGCUAAUCUUUCUGAAUUAUCUGAAUAUCCUGAUGAAGAAGAAGAACUUAUUACACCAGGUGGGGUUGGCCAAGAUCUUCCAAAAUUUCUGGAAAUAAAUGUGGAAACCUCGGAUUUAAGUCCAAGAGUUAUGUGUAUUUCAACAAGCGAAUUAGACAGAUGA